Messenger RNA from Paramisgurnus dabryanus, 5739 nucleotides. The record is from RefSeq and is a predicted model, not a curated record. NCBI's taxonomy places the organism in Eukaryota, Metazoa, Chordata, Actinopteri, Cypriniformes, Cobitidae.
UUAUGCUUGAGCCAAGGGUCUGAGUCAAAGGUGAAUGGUAAACCUAAAGUGUGAACCCAUUUCUAUGAUAAUGAAAUGGUCCGAGUGAGACAGUGGGUGAGAUGAUAAAGUUGAUGGGAUUAAGAGUUGGUGAAACUGAAGGAUUGGGAGUGGCAGGGUUAUUUCCUUUCAAUGUUUUUAUGUUCAAUGCUUACAAAGUUGAGUGCUUUGUUUUCCAUUUAGGGGGCUGUCUGACCGCUAAAAUGUGUAUGAAUGCAAUGGGCUGUAAGUCAGACUUGGUGACUGCAGUGGCCCGGCUCUAUGCUCUGAUUUAAAGAUCGCUUUCUGCAAUAAAGACUACAGCUCGAGGAAAUUCAAGUCUCCAGGACUUCACUAAAAAGUGUUGAGACGUUGAUGAUGAGAUGUGCUGUAAAUCAGUAUGAACUGAUCUGUCCAUGCUGGAUAUAUUGAUGAUUUCAUCACAGAAAUCUCUCAGCUGAAGAAAGAGGUGGCGUUACUAGAGACAAAGCUGAGGUCAAGAGGAGAUUUAACAAUGAAUCGAGAGGAUGUGGAUUGUUGUGAAUCUUCAGUGUAUGUGACUGAUGAUGGGAGUCUGGAUUCAGUGCGGAUGAGCAGAGAUCAGAGCCGCACACCACAGCCACUGCUGGACUCUAAACUCUCUGAAGAGAAAUCCAGACACACACAGGACUCCGAGCUCAGUCUGACUUUACUCUGUUAUACUGAGUCAAAGCCCACAGACACUCAGGACACUACAGUGUGUGACAGUAAACAGAGCUUACAGGAGGAUCAAACCUCCACAGAGUCUCUGGAUUCUGUCUGUAACGCUGGAGAACAGCAGCAGAUCCUGCAGACCAAACUGAAGAUGUGUUCAGUUAAACUCAUCGACUGCACGAACCUCAUGAUGAAGAUUAAAACUGAACCCACAGAAAUCAAAACUGAACCCACAGAAAUCAAAACUGAACCCACAGAAAUCAAAACUGAACCCACAGAAAUCAAAACGGAACCCACAGAAGAGGAAGAGCGCAUUGAUGAAGAUGAUGAUUUUAUUCCAUCAGAACAGAAACUCUUCACCAGAUCUGAGACCAGCUUUACUACCUUACAAGAGAAGAAACAUCAUUCAGAAGACCACAAAGAGAAGAAGAAGAAGAAAAAGAAGAAGAAGAAGCAGUUUCACUGUGAGCAGUGUGGGAAGAUUUGUGUCUCUUCCUCUAAUCUAAAUGUUCACAUGAGGACACACAGUGGUGAAAAGCCUUUCAACUGCACUGAAUGUGGAAAAUACUUCAAAACCAAAGACCAUCUUAAAGUUCAUCAGAGACUUCACACAGGUGAAAAACCUUUCAAAUGCGCUCAGUGUGACAAGACUUUUUCUCAGUUAGGACAAUUAAAAUCCCAUCAGAGAGUUCAUACUGGAGAGAAACCUCAUCGCUGUAGUGUCUGUGGGAAGAGUUUUAGUCACGGGUCUUCAUUAAUAACUCACCAGAAAAUUCAUACAGGUGAAAAACCUUUCAAAUGCUCUGAGUGCGACAAGACGUUUGCUUAUUCAAGUCACUUCAAAGCCCAUGAGAGAGUUCAUACUGGAGAGAAACCUUAUCACUGUAGUGUCUGUGGGAAGAGUUUUAGUCUAAAGCAGAAUUUACUAAAUCACAAGAGAAUUCAUACAGGUGAAAAACCUUUCAAAUGCUCUCAGUGUGACAAAACGUUUGCUUAUUCAAGUCACUUCAAAUCCCAUCAGAGAGUUCAUACUGGAGAGAAACCUUAUCACUGUAGUCUCUGUGGAAAGAGUUUUAGUCACGGGUCUACAUUACUAACUCACCAGAAAAUUCAUACAGGUGAAAAACCUUUCAAAUGCUCUCAGUGCGACAAGACGUUUGCUUAUUCAAGUCACUUCAAAGCCCAUCAGAGAAUUCACACUGGAGAGAAACCUUAUCACUGUAGUGUCUGUGGGAAGAGCUUUAGACAACAGACUGCCUUAUUAAAUCAUAAGAAAAUUCAUACAGGUGAAAAACCUUUCAAAUGCUCUCAGUGCGACAAGAUGUUUGCUUAUUCAAGUUACUUCAAAGCCCAUCAGAGAGUUCAUACUGGAGAGAAACCUUAUCACUGUAAUGUCUGUGGGAAGAGUUUUAAUCUAAAGCAGAAUUUACUAAAUCAUAAGAGAAUUCAUACAGGUGAAAAACCUUUCAAAUGCUCUCAGUGCGACAAGACGUUUACUUGUUUAAGUAACUUACAUUCCCAUAAGAGAGUUCAUACAGGAAAAAAACCUUAACACUGUAAUGUUUGUUGGAAGAUUUAAUAAACAGUCUUCGUAAAGCACCAGUGACCUUAAGGUUAUGACACCAAAAACUUAACAUUUAAAAUAUUGUUAAAAAACAAGUUAAUAGUAAAAUAAGAACAAAUAACCAAAUUAUGAUCAAUAUCACAAGUAACCAGGCUUAAAAGUAAUGUAACUGAUAACUUUUGGAUUACUUAAAACAACAACUUUUAUUUAUUAAGAAUUUAACAGAAUUUUAUGUAAUGGAUUAUACAUACAUCUAGUGGCUACAAUGUGGUAUUACAGAUUAUUUUGUUUUAUUUUUAACUAACAUGUAGGCUACAAGGAAAUAAUAAAAACACAACAUGUAAAAAUUCUACACAAUCUACAUAUUAGUUUAAUAUAGGCCUACAUGUAGCCUGGGUGCCAGCCGAUCUUACCCCCACCCACAAGAUUUUGAAAACGGGAAUAUCGGUCUGGGGUUUCUGCGUUGAGGAGCUACUAUGCUUGGGCAAAAGCUGGUCGAACCAAUCAAAUUGUCAGGGCGGGCUUUAUACGAUGAUGGACAGAUAAUCAACAGUAACGUAAUGAACCACGUCACCAAAGAGCGCGUGUGUUAAAUGGCUGCCGCUGUAGAGUUCAGAUGUGUGGAUUCUGACAUUGAGUCUGUUCUAAAAGAUAUCGACAGAGCAUUGAUUUUAAAAGAGGAAGUUACAGAGAACCGCGAGCAGGCCAUUUGUUGAUGUUUUUGCCGUCCUUCCUAUUCGGCAAAAGUUGGUCGCAACUGAAAUGGCUAACGGUAUCACGGCGAUGCAACUCAGCGUGCACGACGAGAUGAAUAUAAUUAGCGGUUGUUGCCAGCUUCUUUUCGGAAGCCCGGAAUCGUGGUUGCUGAAUAAGUGGAGGGACAUGCUAGGCUCCAAUAUUUUCAAGCCAACGUAAUUGGUAUCGUCGUGGAUGAAGUUCAUCUAACGUACAAAUGGUAAGAGAUAGUCUUACUCUAUGACUUAGUAAAUACUUCAUGUUGUGAUAUAAACGAAAUGUUGUAAACAUAAUAGGGGUUGAUGUACAUUCGCUAACUCAGUAUAAUCACAAUGUUAGUGUCAUUGUAGCGAAAUAACUAGCAGUUUGGUCAGGCUGCAAAGACGUAAUUUCAACAUACGUCACACACUCCGUUGCUCUGAUUGGUCGUAGGUCUAUCCAAUUGAGUGCAGAGGCAUUUUUCGGUUGAGACACGCCUCAUAAUUAUAGCUCAAUGGAGCUAUAAAUUCUGACUAGAAUUGAGUAUGACAACGUCAGGCUAGCCUACAUGUUGACUAAAGCCGUGAUCUUUCUUUAAUUUGCCUGACUGAACUUGGACCGUUGGCAGUGGGAGUUCCCCUGCGUUACAUAGCAGCGAACAACGCGUUAAGUGAGAAGAGAUUAUGAAAGGAAAUUUAGGUACUAAAAAAAGUACUCUCCUAAUUUCUACAGAUUCCAGCAUCGCUACAAGACUUACAACUGCGAUCAUACAAACCACUGAAUUUUAAAGCAGUAAUAAACACUACAUACUAGCAGUGGCGGCGCCAGGGAGGAGCUAGGUGGUGCUGUAGCUCCGGCUAUAAUAUCCAUAGCACCCGCCCAGCACCCCCAAGAAAUGUCUGUAAUUUUUUAUAUUUAUAUUUUAAUGUCAUGUUUGAAUAGUGUUUUCAUGCUGUUAAAAAAGGGAGUUAAAUAAUAAUUUAAAAUAUAUAUUUAGCUAAAAUAUCAUGACGCCCAAACAUGUGAUCUUCUUUGGCCAAUGGGUGCAGCGCCCGGUGGAACAGCAGUGGACACACUAGGACCAGUAAUCUGGCACAUUUGGCUAUAAAUACGGAGAGAACGAGGACCCUUGCGUCAACAUCAUUGAUGAUGCUGUUUUGUUGUGAAGACGUCUAUGAUAAGUGCUUGAUUUUCCCCUCUGUUGGCUAUUACAAAUUGAAUUAAUUUGGUGUUUAAAGAACAAAUCUUGGCUCUGCAUUGUUACAUCUAUAGGGUGCCCAUACGUGUCAUUCUUCCCGGAUGCAUCCUGUCCAGGAUUUCGGUCAUAGAUUUCGAUGCGUCUUUCGGAAGUCGUAUUUGUUGACCAGCAUGGGAAUUAUUCUGGUCUAUGCUGGUUUAGCUGGUGGUCACCAGCAUACCAGCACCAAAGCACAACAUAUGCUGGUCUUGCUGGUACGCAGUUUUUUUCAGCAGGGUAAUGUAACUUAAAAUGCGGGCUGCAUGAUAAAUCGCAUGCGAUUGAUUUACGCUUUACUAUUAAUCUAUGGCGGGUUAUCUGUGUAUGGCGGAUAAAACGUGCAAAUAAUAAAUGUCAGAUCGACAGACGAACGGCUAAUCUAACGUUUGUCCGAACGUCUUCAACUUUUAGCACCUAGCAGCGUGUGUGACCCACGUGAUGACCUGCCAUGACGUCAACGCCUUAAAAUUGGUGGGGUUUUUCAUUAGCUAAGGUGCCAAGCUGUUAAAGAGUAUAUGCGUGUAUGUGUUCGGAAGCAAACAUACUGUUUAUAACUAUAUACAAGUGUUAAUUCAUGUUGUUUUUCAUACAACUAUUAUAAAUGUGUAAAUAAAGUAUCACAUUUAUCUCUUUUAUAAACACUUUUGUUACGUGUCAAAUUUGUUUAUUUUAUAUUGUGUGCUAUGUGAUUUUCCGAAUUUUUUUUAAAGUCUUAAUGUCACGUGACCAUAAUGUCAUUAAUUGUCCAUUAACUUUGCUUGUACACUGAGAAAGGAACUGUUCAGAUUAUUCAGUAAAUGUUUUGUUCAUUUUUACUAUGAUUAUGUCUUUUGACUUCUGCUAUAGGCCUAUUCUCUCGGCUGGUAAAUGAAAUUUUACAUAAUUAUUCAGUAUUUUGUCAUUCUUUUUAUUCUUUCUAGGAAAGUUAAAGGACCUAUUAUUGCAUUGAUAUCAUAUUGUCCAGAUGCACAGUGUGAUAUGUAAGCACCAUAGAAAUGAACUGCAAGAGCUUGUAGAGAGGAGUAAAGACUGCUGAGAGGAACAGCACUAUAUUUUGAAUAUACGUUGCAUACUUGACAAGCUUGUCACACUUUCACUGCACAGACACCAUAUAUUGUAUAACAGGUUUCUUUUUACUUUAUUAUUAUGACGAUCACAGUUGAAUGUAAUGUGGUAAUAAAAAAGGAAGUUAUUGUACAGGUAUCCAUACAGAUGAAAAUAAGGGCUUUAAACUUCAACGUUUCAUUUGCAUAUUAAAAAGAGGAUAAUUUAAAAUAAUUUCUUUAAUUCCUUUAAAAAAUAUUAUUUUAUCUUAGCGGAGAAAAGGAAACCGUAGAAUUCAUAAUCUUAAAACAGAAGUUAUAUGAUAUAAAUAGAAAAUAACAGCCUAGCAGGGAUGAUGCAAUAGAAACUGUUGUGCUACUGUGUUUGUAUACAGCCAUGUAUUUGUAGUAAAUCAAUCAGCUUUACUGUGUGUUAUUCUCUCAUAAGAGAGAAUAAUAAGGCAACCUCA